Messenger RNA from Zootermopsis nevadensis, 2529 nucleotides. RefSeq lists its product as uncharacterized. The record is from RefSeq and is a predicted model, not a curated record. NCBI's taxonomy places the organism in Eukaryota, Metazoa, Arthropoda, Insecta, Blattodea, Termopsidae.
ACCGUGCAGUGAACAUCGCGCCGACCCCCACUCUUCCGGUGUUCCUCAGGGUCAUUGAUACACUCACGAGCCGGCAGCAAAGUACGUUGCCCAGCAGUGUCUUCGUUUCGAAAAGUGAACACUCACUCUUCUGAAUCAUCGGUAGUGUUUUGUCUGGCGUAGUGCAUGAAAUUCAAAAAAAAGGAGUUUAAAUCAACCUCCAUCGGAUCAGAUUGUUGCCCUCUGCAAAUUAAAAAAGAACAGAUCUGAUUGUUACCUUUUGAAAAUCAAAAAACAACUCAAGAUAUUCUUCCAAAACCGUAGAUUCAAAUAAAUACCCGUGACAUUUCAAAACGAAGACCUAAAUUAUAUACUAAAAUAAAACUUUUGAACGGAACUGUGUCACCGAAAGCAGAAAUUCGUCUCGUCAAACGAGUGGAAGGCACAAAUAAUCGACGUACGCAAGAGGUUACAGCUGCCGGAGAUUGAAAAUGAGAUUCUUCGCAACAAACAACCUCUUCGUGGCGACCGUGACCUUCGUCGCUAUAACAAUGCCACGUCAGAGUUCAUCUCUGCCAACAAUGAGGGGCGAUGCAUCGUAUCACCAUCUCGUUCGAAGGGACGUCACAUCCGAUUAUCGAGACGAAGACAGGUCAACAAUGGCCGAGACACGUAACAGUCAACAAUAUCCACGCACCGACAAGUCUCUAGCCUUCUACGACUACUGGCAACCGCCUCAUUUCACUGGAGGCUACGUGCCCGAGUUUCCUUUCAACGGCUACGCUGCUAGCGAAGACGCUAAUGAGAUCUUGGCCAGAACAGAUCCCCUGGACAACAUCAUCCGCCCCAAGAACCCGAUCCCAUACCCUGACUCACCAAUCUACUAUAUUCGUUUACCCCCCACCCCUUAUGUUUUCGUUCCUGGCAUGGGAUACGUCAGUCAGCCACCGCCCCCCUCGCCUCUAUCGUCGCAAGUCAGUCCUUUCAUUAAUUUACCAAUAGACUUUAUCGCUAAUGGUAAACCAACCAAUAUAUACCAAUGGUCAGGGGCACCAACUAUGGAGCCUGGAAUAACAGAGUUAAAUCGGCCCAGUCUUCCUUCUUAUCCAUACCCAAAACCCAAACCACCAGCGAAACCGGAUUCAACAAUUAAUAACCUCAACAAUGGACCUUACGUCUUCAACGGAAGGCCCAGUGACGUUUACGUUCUGAGAGAUUCUGUUAAUUCCUUAUAUUCUGAUGCUCUACAGAAUUUCUAUCCUUAAUUAGGUUUAUAAUGUGACCACGUAAUUCCGACGUUUCGACCUACGCUGUUUUAUUUAUAUUAAUCCUCCUGCUAGUGCAUUUUAACUGUGUUCUUGAAAACCAGAAAUAAUGAGCUUUAAAGGUUAAGAGAUGGCUGGUCUGAUCAUUUCACCGAUCUUUUACCAACAAAUUCUGACCAUACAAGACAAUGGUCCUAAACGAGAUAUAUCGUGUGUAACGUGAAAAAUGUUACAUACACUUAUCAAGAUAAUUAUUUAAAAAAGAUACGAGUGACGAAUGUUAAGUGUGAACAAAAUUAAAAUUAGUUUACACGCAGAGUAAGUUUAAUACUCUACUCAUAAAGAACGUUUUUAAAAUAAGAUAAAAUAUAUUCCUAUUUAUAUCAAAUGAUAGCGUAGAUAUAGAAUUAUAUACACAUGUUUAUGUACUGUUCAGAUGUGCAACUUUUGUGCUUGAAACACAAAAACGUAAUUUUAAAUGCAGACAUGGAAGAUAUUAUUAGUCGUAAAAACAGCAUAACUGGCCAGAGACUUCUUCAAAUCAGUUUAAAUCGGCUUCUGUGACAACUGUGGUAAUGAAGAAUAAUGAUAAUAUUGAAAAACCGUUAUCCACUAACUGAGGAUAACAAUGGCAUCAGUACCACGUUCGAACAACAAUGACACGUAUUCAGUUGCAUUGAACGUAAAAUUCGGAUGGUACAUGUGAUUUGACACACACUACAAGUAUUAAGCAGAAGACGUUAUGAAAAGUAAUUACACAUUCACUAGAAAAGUUAAAAAUAUUUUUUAGUUUAGAAGCUGAAUAAUGAAGAUUUACAUGUCCUAUUUAACUCAUUAUCAUCAUAUUAUGCUUAAGAAGUAUAAACAAGCAAAAUUAAAUUUUACGUAGCCUUAGUUUUGUACAACUAGCUUAAGUAAAUAAAUGUUAUCAAAUUAUAAUUAAAAUUAUUUAUUAAGCGAAGUUUAAUGAGAGUGGAUUAUCAGAUUUCAAAACAAUAAAAUUAACCACGACAGUGAAACACUGAUGCAAUUUUUUUAUAAGUAUUCUAUAUAAUUAAAUAUAUUUAUACUUGCUCUUUUAAAUAUGCGUAAAUUAAGUUCAUAUUUAUUAAACAAAGGCAGAUUCUUCAAUUUCAUGUGUUGAGGCUUUUGGGAACAAACAAACAGUACCCUUAAGAAAACUGUAAACAGAGCGCUGUUACCCUGUAAUUAUUACAUACAACUUUAUUAAUUGUAUUUAAAUGCGUGAAAGAUUUAUUAAAACGUAUCCUUAUGUGCAAUACGA